AAGUCGUUACUCAAUUUCGUGGAUAUAAUCCUGAGAAAUUCUCAGGACAAGGAGAUCCUCGUCUAGUGGAGGAGUGGAUUCAGGGUCUCGAAACUAUUUUUGAGAUCACUGAAUGCACAGAAAGGCAGCGUAUUAUUUGUGCUCAAAUGCAAAUGACCAGAGAUGCUCGGCUCUGGUGGAACUCCUACUGGGGCAUGCGUCCUGGGGAGAAAGAAAAUCUCACUUGGAUGCAAUUCAAGGAGAUGAUGGAAGAGAAAUACUAUACAGCUCACUAUCGGGCUGAGAUGGAACGUCAAUUUUUGGCAUUAAAACAAGGAAAUCGUACAGUUGAUGAGUAUGAGAGAGAGUUUACUAGAUUGGGAUCUUUU
Messenger RNA from Striga hermonthica, 368 nucleotides. Lineage: Eukaryota; Viridiplantae; Streptophyta; Magnoliopsida; Lamiales; Orobanchaceae. The record is from the annotation of a GenBank genome assembly.